Saccharomyces eubayanus is the source of this 1302-nucleotide messenger RNA. It is a transcript of the gene ZUO1, whose product is annotated as zuotin. Gene Ontology annotation, cellular component: cytosol. The transcript has a single exon. NCBI's taxonomy places the organism in Eukaryota, Fungi, Ascomycota, Saccharomycetes, Saccharomycetales, Saccharomycetaceae. The record is from RefSeq and is a predicted model, not a curated record. Gene Ontology annotation, molecular function: Hsp70 protein binding; ribosome binding. The coding region runs from base 1 to 1302 and encodes 433 amino acids. Gene Ontology annotation, biological process: 'de novo' cotranslational protein folding; regulation of translational fidelity.
AUGUUUACUUUGCCAACAUUAACCUCCGACAUUACUGUUGCUGUCAACAGUUCUGCCACUAAGACUCCAUUCGUUCGCCGUCCAGUCGAACCAGUGGGUAAGUUCUUUUUGCAACAUGCUCAAAGAACCUUGAGAAACCACACCUGGUCUGAAUUCGAAAAAAUCGAAGCUGAAAAGAACGUCCAAACUGUCGACGAAUCCAACGUUGACCCAGACGAAUUGUUGUUCGACACUGAACUAGCUGACGAAGAUCUAUUGACUCAUGACGCCAGAGACUGGAAAACCGCUGAUUUGUACGCUGCUAUGGGUUUGUCUAAGUUGCGUUUCAGAGCCACCCAAAACCAAAUCAUCAAGGCUCAUAGAAAGCAAGUUGUCAAAUACCAUCCAGACAAACAAUCUGCCGCUGGUGGUAGUUUGGACCAAGAUGGUUUCUUCAAAAUUAUUCAAAAGGCUUUUGAAACCUUAACCGAUUCCAACAAAAAAGCUCAAUACGACUCAUGUGAUUUUGUUGCCGAUGUCGCUCCUCCAAAGAAGGGUACUAAUUACGACUUCUACGAAGCUUGGGGACCUGUUUUCGAUGCUGAAGCACGUUUCUCCAAGAAGACUCCUAUUCCAACUUUAGGUGACAAGGACUCUUCCAAGAAGGAUGUUGAACAAUUUUAUGCCUUCUGGCAUAGAUUCGAUUCCUGGAGAACCUUUGAAUUCUUGGACGAAGAUGUUCCAGAUGAUUCUUCCAACAGAGACCACAAACGUUACAUUGAAAGAAAGAACAAAGCUGCCAGAGACAAGAAGAAGACCGCUGACAAUGCUAGAUUAGUCAAGCUUGUCGAAAGGGCUGUCAGUGAAGAUCCUCGUAUCAAGCUGUUCAAAGAAGAAGAAAAGAAGGAAAAGGAAAGAAAGAAAUGGGAAAGAGAUGCCGGUGCCAGAGCCGAAGCCGAAGCUAAGGCUAAGGCCGAAGCCGAAGCCAAGAUCAAGGCUGAAUCUGAAGCCAAAGCUAGCGCUUCUGCUAAGGUUGACAAGAAGAAAGCCAAGGAGGCUGCCAAGGCCGCCAAGAAGAAGAAUAAGAGAGCUGUCCGUAACUCCGCCAAGGAAGCCGACUACUUUGGUGAUGCUGACAAGGCCACUGCCAUUGACGAACAAGUUGGCUUAAUUGUUGACAGUUUGAACGACGAAGAGUUGAUCUCUGUUGCCGACAAGAUCAAGGCCAAUGGUGCCGGUGCAAAGGAAGUCUUGCAAGAAUCCGCCAAGGCCAUCAUUGAAUCCGGCAAACUGCCUUCCAGUUUGUUGUCUUACUUUGCCUAA